AUGAUAGAUAUGGACAAGAGUAAAGACGUGAGGCCAAGAGCCAGUCGGUUCUCAAGACAUCAGAUUAAGCAAUCUGGACACAAGCUUCUCUCCGGUUUGAAUGGUGGUGACUUAGUUGUUUCUUUGGAGAAAUCGAAGAGAAUUAAAAGAUUGAGUGCUGUUAAUAAUAAUAUUAAUAACAACAAAGGGAGUUGUAGUUACGAGGUGGAGGAAGAACGGAAGUGUGAGAUGGGUGGUGGUGGUGGUGACGUGUCAGAUAAAGAAGAAGUUCAAGCAUCUACUACUACUUUUAGUACUACUAGUACUAGCAGUAAGAGAUUCAAGCUUCCCAGAAAGUUUUUUGGUGAUUGCAAUGGUGUUGAUCAUGCAUCUGUUCCAAGGAAGCUACGGUCAGCCAUGAAGAAACGCAAUCGCGAAUCUAUCUCUCCACCUUUUCGAGAUUCAAAGAAGCUGAACUACGCUAAUGGAGUGGAAUCACCCAAAAGGGAUGGUUUGAAGAAAUCGAGACUGAAUGUGAAACAACCAGACCCAGACUGGUCCAGAAAACAGGGUGUCUGUGGGCCAAUAACGAAAGAUGAGGAAGAAGUUGUGGAAACCUUAUAUUCUCUGGCAGAAAUGUUCGUCGACAAUGAAGAACCUCAAAAUGAGGGUAAAUUGGAUCGUACUUCUUUGGAUGCAGGUCCUUUAACAUUGCAAGACUAUAGCGAGAGUGAUCCCCCCGAUUUUGAAGCUGUAAAAGAGGACUUGAACUCAAUUUGCCACCUGAGAAUUGACGAGGCUGCUGAGGAAACAGUAAAUGACAAAAUUCCUAAAGUCGAUUAUUUGAUUGAGCCUAGUGUUCAAGAUAAAGUCCAUGGUGAAAUAGGCAGUUGUGUUGCUCAAGUGAAUCCGCCCACUAUGUUAGCUAAACAGGCCGAGCAAAAGCCAUUGUGCAAUUCUGUUAAUAUUUUCAUUGCCCCUGAGCUACACCAAGAUACUGUCAAACUGGAGCAGUCCACACAGUUGGAGACCUCACUUGAGAGAAAGCCAGACAUUGCAUUGGGGUUGACAGCAACUGGAAGUCAACUAGAUCGACAGGAUACAAUCUGUCAAUCCAAGAACAAUGGUCCAGCAUUGUGGCCAGGUUUGUCUUCAACUGUACCAAGUGGUACAUGCAAUCAUGGUUCUUCAUCACAGUUCUCUGCCGCCAAAUUUCCUUCGUGGAUGGAUACUGCUGUUGGUGCUACCAGGCCCAGUUCAUUCCAAGAUUGUUCUUCUAUUGGAAAGGUUUCCAAAGUCAACACUGAUAAAAGAUCAUUGAAGAGGUCCACAACUCAUGUUUACAUAAGUCGUCUUAUUCGGGUUUUACAAAUUCCAGAGAGCAGAGACAGCUUGCCGCUAAAUCGGAAUCAACUGCGGCCACAGGAUAUAUUAAGGCAAGGUGUAUUUAUGACAAUAAACGACUUCAAUGGCAGCAGGAAUGGUUUGAAUGGAGCUACUCCUGCUAGAGCUGUAGGUAACGUGGCUGACAAGAAUUCAAAUCAAGUGGGAAUUGAUAGUCUUCAACGACGAAGACUGCAUCAAGAUCAGUCACAGACUUCUUCAGCAUCUGGGGUAUACAAUUCUCAGAAGCAGACUUUCAAUUUCUUGUCUUUGUCAACUGGUGGGGGCAGCCUUGAAGCUAAGAACAGUUCCAACGGAGUCGAAAAUAGGUCUGAACAAUCGGCUCAGCCGCAAUUUCCUUACCUUCACUCUCAUCUGCAACAGCAACAUUCCACACUCAUGCCUUUCCCUAUGUCCCAAGCGCAUUACUCAUCCUCAUCUUACCCUGAUCAGCCUGCAGCAGCAGCACAGCAGGCUCAGAUUCAGCUACCUCCCUACUUUGGCAACUUGUAUUGUGGUGCUCGCACAAGCCCUACAGGCUUCACAAAGCAGCAACAGAAACAGCAUCAGCAACAGCACCUGCAGCUCCAACAGCAUCAACAAAACCGGCUUUGGGCAUCUCAGCUGGCAGCAGCUCAAUACAGGACAGCUGGAAAUUCCACAGCCAUGACUCCUUUUCCAACCUGGCAAAAUGGAAGGCAAGACUCGUCUACGCAGAUAUCAAGUGCCCAAACCAUCAUCCCAACUUCGGCAUCUCAAGAAGCACUUGGUCCCAAGUACGCUCAGAUCUCCCAGCAGCAGCUUAUGACCAUUUCUACAUUGCCUCAUGCUCGGGUCAGAAGGCAAGAUCACCAUCUCUCCGCUGUUUAUGAAGAAACUGGAGGUGGGUUUCAAGCUGGCGGUGCACUGCCGUUGCAAUUACUCUUACCUUAUCUUGUAGGGGAAUGGUCUGAGCUGGUCAUUCCUUCAGACGCGGGUUUUUGGACUGUUGUGGCUGGCAAGUUUGGUGAUUUUUUGGAGCUACUGGAGCUGGCGGGUAAUAGAGGUUCUUGGGCUGUUGUGGCUGGCGGGUUUUGA
This is a messenger RNA of Dovyalis caffra, 2439 nucleotides long. NCBI's taxonomy places the organism in Eukaryota, Viridiplantae, Streptophyta, Magnoliopsida, Malpighiales, Salicaceae. The record is from the annotation of a GenBank genome assembly.